This is a messenger RNA of Blepharisma stoltei, 1894 nucleotides long. The record is from the annotation of a GenBank genome assembly. Lineage: Eukaryota; Ciliophora; Heterotrichea; Heterotrichida; Blepharismidae.
AUGGGUAGCUGCAACUCAAUGAGUAAAAUUAAAAACUCAAUCAGGCCAAAGCCUAUGCAAUCUUUCGAUAAAAGAGAAUUCCCUCGUGUAGGAACAGUUAAAAUCAAAAAAAGAAAUCACAUUGGCAAAGUGACAGGAACUCAUGAUCUCACUUUUGAGCUAACUGAACCAAAGUUGGUGAUUUCAAAGUUACUAAAUUUAGGCAAUCAGCACGCUUAACGGAAUAUUAAAGAAAAAAUAUUUUUAAUGCUAUUUUAUAAAUUUUUCUUAUUAAAGUUUUUUAUAGCAAUGCUCAAUUCUUUUUCUUUUAUUUAAAAAAUUAAUUAUUUUGUUAAAAAUCACUUAAAAAUCUUUUUACAUUAGAUUUCCCUCAAUCAGCAAGUCUGAGCAUCAGCUUGUAUACUCCCAGGCCUCGACCCCCACAAGGAGCAAGAGAAAAAAUGCCAAGACUGUUGUCUUUUUCUUUGUGACGGAGACAGCAUUUUUCUUGCAGAAUUCGAUGGUCAUGGCACUUAUGGAGAAAAAGUGGUCGAAUUCUGCGGCAACAUCGUCCAGCGAGAAUAUAGCACCUCAAAAUUUAUAUACCAGGUAACCUUUAUUCAGUCAAACCCCUCAAGUUUUCUUACAAACAUAUAGCGCAAGUACACUAUUAGCUCGCUGUUCUUCCAACUUCUCCCGUGAGAGUUGCAGAAUUGGUUUUGCUAAUAAAUGUAGGUAAAACCAACUCCAUGAAUAGUAGAUUUAUCUUAUCGGGUGGAUUGCCAUCCCUGGAGCUGGUUUUAUCAGCAUUAAUAGCAAAUCAAUUCCCCAACCCUUAUGGAGAGUUGGGAGCAAAACAGCUAAUAGCGUGAUCAUGUUAUAACUCUUAAAUGUGAUGAAGAUAUCAGAAAACCUUCAAGCGGGAUAGAUGUUUCUCAGUCAGGAUCUACAGAAGUCCUUUGUCUUAUCUACAAUAAUACAGUUUUUUCUGCUAGCGUAGGAGAUUCCAGGGCGGUUUUAUCGACUACCUGUCCUCCGCUGCACCCGCCUGCCCCACAAGCGGUUUUAGGUAAAGAGCGCCAACUACUGGAAGAAGCUAAUAAAAGGCGAAAUAGUGUGGCAAACCCGCUGAUUCAUCCUGUACAAUUAACUAAAGACCAGAAGCCAGAAGACCCUGAUGAAUUGGCAAGAAUUUAUCAAGCGGGAGGAAGAGUCCAAAGAUUGACUGACCAAAAUGGAAAUAAAAUUGGGCCUUAUAGGGUGUGAGAAAUGAACUCAAACUCCCCAGGACUCGCUAUGUCGAGAUCUAUCGGAGACUCAGUAGGGACAAGACUUGGAGUCGUGGCUAACCCUAUUACGACUGUACAUCAUAUGAGUUUAGACGAUGACUGCUUCAUUAUAGCAGCAUCUGACGGAGUUUGAGAUGUAUUUUUAUAUAAACUGAAUAUAAAUUCACACAAUAAUUAUUUUUAUUAUACAAAAAAGUUUUUGGCCACUUCGUGGCCAUCUAAUUAAUCCUUCAGGCAUAUUCGAGAACAAAGACGCCAUUAACUUUGUUGAAUACUAUCGAAAUAAAUGCAAAAGAGGGAUGUCAGAAAGACCAGUCGACGAUAAAAUAAGCAGCGACAAUACUUGUAUAGCACAGUUAUUAUGUGAAGAAGCCAGAAUGAGAUGGUAUGCAAUUGUUGAAGAAGAAGACGUCAUUAUUGACGAUAUCUCAUGCGUUAUUAUAGAGUUCAGAAGCGAUAGUGUAGCUGUUGCGAGAGAGUCAGGAGACUUGCCUGAUGCCAAUGGAAAUCAAGGAGAAGAUGCUGGGACGCAUCAGCUGAAAAGAGCUCCGACAACGCAUGAUGUUCAGGUCAGAGACCCGAGGAGAGGCUCUGUAGUUGUUGAUAGAGUUGAUAUGAAUAAUUAA